AUGGAUUACGAUUGGGCAACAGCCCAAACCGAAGCUAAAAUAGAAAACGAAAACCUAGGAGCCAAGUUCAAGCGUCUGAUAGAGAAAGGAACAAAAACAGAACUGCCCGAACAGAUAAUCAGGGAACAGGAAGAAUGGAACACGGUCUUUCCUGACUUGACAGUUACCGGGCAGUCCGUGAAACUGCCAAAAAACAACAAUUCAGAGAAAAAUCAACUCAUAAACAUACUGGUCACACGUCUGGUACAACAACACAUUGUUCCCGAGGUGAGUUUAAUUUAAAUUUUUAUAAAUUUUUAAGCUUGAAUGACCUAAAAUAAAUCACAAAACAUUUCAGAUGAAGAGGAUCGUAGAAAGAAGCAAUCAGCAAACACGAAUAACCAAACCUCAACCUCCAAAGAGCUUUUCCCUACCCAAGAUAUAA
Bursaphelenchus okinawaensis is the source of this 424-nucleotide messenger RNA. NCBI's taxonomy places the organism in Eukaryota, Metazoa, Nematoda, Chromadorea, Rhabditida, Aphelenchoididae. The record is from the annotation of a GenBank genome assembly.